Molecule: messenger RNA, 2033 nt
Organism: Alexandromys fortis (reed vole)
Lineage: Eukaryota; Metazoa; Chordata; Mammalia; Rodentia; Cricetidae
Product: cytochrome P450 2B19-like
Exons: 9
Coding region: 16-1356 (446 amino acids)
Biological process (GO): xenobiotic metabolic process; epoxygenase P450 pathway
Cellular component (GO): intracellular membrane-bounded organelle; cytoplasm
Molecular function (GO): arachidonate epoxygenase activity; oxidoreductase activity, acting on paired donors, with incorporation or reduction of molecular oxygen, reduced flavin or flavoprotein as one donor, and incorporation of one atom of oxygen; iron ion binding
Source: RefSeq, a predicted model, not a curated record
GGAAACCUCCUUCAGAUGGACAGAAGAGGCUUCCUCUACUCCUUUAUUCAGCUUCGAGAAAAAUAUGGAGACGUGUUCACAGUGCACCUGGGACCAAGGCCUGUGGUCAUGCUGUGCGGGACAGAGGCCAUAAGGGAGGCUCUGGUGGACCAAGCUGAGGCUUUCUCUGGCCGGGGGACCAUUGCUGUGCUUGAGCCUAUUGUACAGACAUAUGGUUUAGUCUUUUCCAGUGGGGAACGCUGGAAGACCCUUCGGCGAUUCUCUCUGGCCACCAUGAAGGACUUAGGGGUGGGCAAGAGGAGUGUGGAGGAGCGGAUGCAGGAAGAGGCCCGAUGUCUGCUGGAGGAGUUGCGGAAAUCCCAGGGAGCCCCCCUGGACCCCACUUUCAUCUUCCAGUCCAUCACAGCCAACAUCAUCUGCUCCAUUGUCUUUGGAGAGCGCUUUGACUACAAAGAUCGCCAGUUUCUGCACCUUUUGAACCUGAUCUAUCAGACCAUCUCGCUCAUCAGCUCAUUCUCUGGCCAGAUGUUUGAGCUCUAUUCGGAUUUCCUGAAGUUCUUUCCUGGUACCCACCGACAAAUCCACAAAAAGUUGCAGGAAAUCCUAGACUACAUUUGCCACAGCGUGGAGAAGCACCGGGAAACCUUGGACCCAAACAACCCAAGAGACUUCAUUGAUACCUACCUUAUACGCAUGGAGAAGGAGAAGUCCAACCAACACACAGAGUUCCAUCACCAGAACCUCAUGAUCUCCAUGCUGUCUCUCUUCUUUGCUGGCACUGAGACCAGCAGCACCACGCUCCGCUUUGGCUUCCUGCUCCUGUUAAAAUACCCCCAUGUAGCAGAGAAAGUCCAAAAGGAGAUCGAUCAAGUGAUCGGCUCACACUGCCCACCAACCCUUGAUGACCGCAACAAAAUGCCUUACACUGAGGCUGUCAUUCGCGAGAUCCAGAGAUUUGCAGAUAUUCUCCCGAUUGGAGUGCCGCACAAAGUCACCAAAGACACUUUGUUCCGAGGGUACCUGCUCCCCAAGAACACUGAAGUGUACACCAUCCUGAGUGCUGCUCUCCAUGACCCACGGUACUUUGAACAACCAGAUGCCUUCAAUCCUGACCACUUCCUGGAUGCCAGUGGGGCUCUGAAGAAAAUUGAAGCUUUUAUGCCCUUCUCUACAGGAAAGCGCAUUUGUCUUGGCGAAGGCAUUGCCCGCAACGAAUUGUUCCUUUUCUUCACCACCAUCCUCCAGAACUUCUCUGUGUCCAGUCCUGUGGCUCCUAAGGACAUUGACCUCAGGCCCAAGGAGAGUGGCUUGACCAAUGUAGCUCCAAUAUAUCAGAUCCGCUUCUUGGCCCGUUGACUGGACUGAGGUGGCCAGGUGUCCCUACUCCUGGUGAGAAUGGAUCCAGCUUUCUUCCUUUGUGGGAGCUGCUGCCAACCAGGCCGUAGGUCACUGCUCACAUCCUUCAACCUUACUGCAGCUUCUGCAAAACUCUCAGGUGUGUUCUUCUGCCCUGAGAAUGGCACAGGAGAAAUCACUCAAUGUCUUGCUUGAUGUGUGAACCGAGAGACUUCUAGAGGCCACAUCUCAUGCUGAGUCUGUUCCUUACUGCACCCAGCAAUUACAGUUUUCAUAUAGAGACUUCUGGUGCUCAAUGAAACAAUCUAAUGAAUGCCAGAGGACAUGUCAGAGGAGCAGCAGAUGGAAACUGAAGUUCAAAGUGUCAGAUCACGAGGAAGAAAACUCUCUGAUGGUUUAAUCUUGUUUUAUGCAAGACUAUGAGAACACAGACUCUGCAAUAUCUUUUGAUUCCACUUUGCUUUUACAUGUUUGCUGCUACAAUUUUCCCCUGGUAUCUGGCUUUCCCUGGUGUGAGUAGAUGUGGGGAGAACCCACUUCCUGUAACAUGGUGUGUUUCUCUCAUGAAAUCAACCUGACCUACUGGGCAAUUUAAUCUGUGGCUUAUCAAGAAGAUGAUUCUUCCCUAACUGUACUGUCUAAUUGAUAUAAUGUUAGAUUAUACAGAGUUUUGGUAA